AUGAAAAGUGCUGCACGUGUGCUGCGCCACGCAGCAGUCACAUUCUUCAACAUAGGGAUCAAUGCAUUGGAUGCAUUUUCACACGUGGGAGGUAAUUAUGCACUACGAAAAUGGUUGUGGUAUAAGGCAGGGACACUUGCCCACGGUCAAUUCUCUGAUCCCAUACCCAAGGAUCUUCGAAAGCUUAAAGAACUAAAUAUGUUACAUGGUCCAAUUUCAUCAUGUUAUCACGCCAUAAUCUGUCAUGGUCGUGGAAUUUGGCAUAUAUCAACCAACAUAGGAGAAUAG
Molecule: messenger RNA, 288 nt
Organism: Lactuca saligna
Lineage: Eukaryota; Viridiplantae; Streptophyta; Magnoliopsida; Asterales; Asteraceae
Source: the annotation of a GenBank genome assembly